AUGGUGAUACCCGAAUUAUCAAGCCAGCGUGGCUCUAGACCUACUAAUUCGGAGAAUGGGGCGCGCGAGAAUCCCUAUCUAGCUUUUGUCGCUGCUAUCGAUCCUGAUGGCACAAUGGAUGACGGUCGAGCCUAUGUUGGUGGUGCAAGACAUUAUGUUGAUAAGGCUGUGACUCGUUCUGCAAAUAACAUCAGUAAUCAGCAGAGUCCUCCAACUCAAGCUCAAUCUCAAGUUCAAGUUCAAGUUCAAACCCAAGCUCAAUCUCAGGUUCAAGCUCCAGCUCAAACCCAAUCUCAAACCCAAAGCAAGCAGCAAUUGGGAAGCAGCCGUCAACCGGCGCAACACUCUUUCAAGCAACCGCCACAACAGCCAAAAUAUUCUACAGCAGAACGAGUUCGUGGAUCUGGCCAAUCUCGGUGGUCUGGAAAACCGCUGGCUACCGCAAACUCGAUUCCUGAAGGAUUUUUUGCUACUGCUAAACCAGUUACACCCGCGUCAUCAUCAAACGCUUCACCCCAGCAGGUUAAGCAAGAUUUAUCUCCACAACAUAGUGAUUCAGGCCAAUUUCGAGAUCACAGGCCUGAAACAAAAGUCCCGGAGGUGCAGCAUGAGUUCCGCCCUAGAAUAUCAGAUGUUCAGCGGGCCAUGGGCUCCGUCACUGUUAACGAAGGAAAUGUCACGAAAGUCUCUCAGCACCCUGAGCAGGCCCGUUCAAACUGGAAUACUCUCGCAACAUCAUCAGAAACUGCAGGAUGGGGACUCCUUUCAUCGAGAACAAUGCCCAGUAGAGCUGGGAGAUUUGGCGAUAUCAGUGACGAUGAAGGGUCAGUGUCCACCUCGCGAGGUUCACAUUCAGUAGUGCCCGCGUCUAAUGAUGGUGAUCCAUUAUAUCUUCAGUAUCCAAUUGGAGAUGGAUGCUAUGUCACAGUGACUAUACAUGUAGAUAGGAGUGCACAAGCUGCACGCAGACGAAUCCCUAUUGAGAUGCCUCGCUUGCAGUCUGGUUACAAAGUACAGACAAUGGAACAGUUGGCUAAUAUUUUCAAAGAAGCGGUGGAAGACGAGAAGAGUAACGCGUUAUGA
This is a messenger RNA of Lobosporangium transversale, 1083 nucleotides long. RefSeq lists its product as hypothetical. The coding region runs from base 1 to 1083 and encodes 360 amino acids. Lineage: Eukaryota; Fungi; Mortierellomycota; Mortierellomycetes; Mortierellales; Mortierellaceae. The transcript is spliced from 2 exons. The record is from RefSeq and is a predicted model, not a curated record.